GUUGCCAAGUCAUCACGGAGGUAGGGAUCGCGGUGGGUCUUCGGACAGGUGCGAAAGGCGCUGGCCCCUGCGCGAAUGCACGCACCUACUCGCAUCGGAGUCGUCACCAAAGUCAGCACUGCGAAGCCCGAUCGCACCUCCCCAUCACCAGAAAAAGCCGGACGCCCAGUCCCGCAUCGCUCUCCUUCCUCCUCCUCGAGAGGCAAGGCAACGAAAGGAAAGUCCGUGGCGGCGGAAACCACGGGGAUAUUCGGCGACGAUGGAGGUGCUCAGCCCGUCGCCGCCACGCAGUCCGGCCGUGGACCGCUACGGCCGGGGAGGCCCGGCCCAGGGCGCGGCCCUCCGCUUCCUCCUUGACCGGGCGUCGCCCGGGCCCCGGGACGCUGCUUCCGGAAAGCUCUACGUGGCGGUCGGGCGAUCACCGGAGAAGACCCUGGGGCUUCUCCGCUGGGCCUUUCGCCGCUUCGAAUGCAGGGAGAUCGGUUUGCUCCAUGUUCACCAGCCGUCGCCCUUGAUCCCCACUCUCUUAGGAAAAAUUCCUGUUAAUCAAGCUAAUGAGGAGCUGGUGUCCUCGUAUCGAAGAAUUGAGAGGGAAGAGACAAAGAAGAUCCUAUUCAAUUAUCUGAGUUUCUGCCUUAAGGCACAGGUGCAUGCAAGUGUUAUUGUGACUGAAAGUGAUCAAAUUCAGAAUGGAAUUGUGGAUAUCGUGACUCAACAUGGCAUUAAGAAGCUUGUUAUGGGAUCAACUUCAGACAAUUGCUUCAAGUUGAUUGGGAGCUCCAGCAAAAUGACUUUUACUGCAAAAAAUGUACCUCCAUUCUGUGAGAUAUGGUUUGUUAGCAAAGGCAGGCAUAUCUGGACAAGGGAGGCUAGUGAAUUCACAGAUGACUUACUUCCAGUUCUUAGGCCUGAUGAAUCUGUUAAUGGAGAGAUAUUCUGGUUAAAUUUACAAGAUCACAAUGUUGAGCCAUUGCUUCAUCCAGAAUGUCCACUCAAUAGCUUCUUUGGUGCUGAUCUGCAAGGAAGUAGGGGCUUGAAUCAGAAUGAAUCCAAUAAUUCAGUUGUCAUCCCAACUGCCGAAUCCUGUGUUACUUGUACAACAAAAUUUUGCAGUUCACAGGAACCUUCACUUGCUGCAGCUUCAUGGCAUUCUUCCCCAUCUGUUAUGGAGUUUCUAUCGGAAAUUAUCUCCAAGGAUGAGCCGGAUCAGGAUAUCUUGUAUGAUCAGCUCAAAGAAGUAGCAGCAGAAGUUGAAAGAUCUAAAAGAGAAGCAUUUAUCGAGCUUGCUAAACGGAAACAACUGGAAUCUGAAGUUGCAGAAGCUGUUAAUAGAGUCAAAGCUCAUGAAGCUGCCUGUGAACAUGAAGUCAAAAUUAGAGAAGAGCUUGAAGAUAUUCUUAGAACUAUCAAGUUGCAGCAUGAAGAGAUUGUAAACCAAAGGGAUGAAGCCUUGAGAGAGUUGCAAAAUGUCAUGGAAAACAUAGCCCUCCUACAUUCUCGUGCUGAAGAAAUGGCCCUUCUCAGGGAUGAAGCUGAAGGUGAAUUGGAGAUCAUCCAAUCGUCAAUAGAGAUUAUUAAUAGAGGAAGGCAGAAGAUCAACCAGAAAGAUGACAUUGAGGACAACAAGUUUGAAAAUUUGGGAUCCGGUGGGCAUGACCCAUCUCCAAAUUGCAGCCAGCUUAUUGUUUAUGGUGAUGAUGUAUAUGAUUGUGCAGAGUUUACAUUGUCAGAUCUGCAAACUGCUACUUGUGAAUUCUCAGAGAGCUUCAAGUUAGGACGAGGAGGCUAUGGUUGUCUUUACAAGGGAGAAAUUAUGAAUAGAACUGUGAUGAUAAAAAGGUUACAUCAGCAUAAUGUUCGAGGCCAGGUGGAGUUUCAACAAGAGGUCCAUGUCCUCGGCAAAAUUAAGCACCCACAUCUGGUCACGCUGAUUGGUAUGUGCCCAGAAGCCCUGUCCGUUGUUUAUGAGUAUAUGCCCAAUGGAACGCUCCAAGAUCGCCUCUUCUGCAGAGCCACUCCAAUGAAUUGGAAGAUCCGAGCCCGAAUAAUAGCUGAAAUCUCAAGCGCGCUCCUCUUCUUGCACUCCUGCAAACCUGAGAAAAUUGUUCAUGGUGACCUAAAGCCUGAGAACAUCUUUCUUGACUACAGCUACAAUUGUAAACUUGGAAAUUUUGGAGUUUGCCAGCUCAUACAGCAGGAUACAGGGCACAACCCAACGUUAUGCCGAUACAGAGAGCCCCAGGCAGCAUUUCCUUAUUCGGACCCCGAAUACCAAAUGACUAUGGAAUCAACAACGAAGUCUGAUGUAUAUUCCUUUGGAAUCAUCAUUCUCCAGUUACUCACCGGGAAACCGGCUAGGGGGUUGUCUGGUGAGAUACGCCGGGCUUUGUUAUCUGGAAAUUUGAAGUCGAUCUUGGAUCCUAGUGCUGGUGACUGGCCUACCGAUGUGGCGAGAAAUCUUGCAGAGAUUGGUUUGCAAUGCAGUGAAAUGAAUGCUCAAGAUCGACCAGAGCUGACACCUGAGAUGGUGAAGGACCUGGGGUACCUACAUUUGAUGGAGGAAAGACCAGUACCCCCAUUCUUCCUGUGCCCAAUCCUUCAGGAGAUCAUGCAUGAUCCUCAAGUAGCAGCAGAUGGAUUUACCUAUGAAGGAAGGGCACUGAGAGAGUGGUUGGAUAGCGGACGAGAUACUUCCCCUAUGACCAACUUGAAGCUGAAACACCUACAUCUCACUCCCAAUCAUGCUCUCCGUCUCGCUAUACAGGAUUGGCUGUGUCAGCCAUGAAGAUGUGCAGCAAGAUCGUUUGCCAUGAUUUGCACAACAAGGGUGUCAUCAGAGUCUCGCAUAAUACUGGUGUAUAUUACACCGUAUUCCUAUGUAAUACUGUACAUACAUGAAUGGUGGGGAGCAGUCGAGUGUCAAUACGGUGUUUACUUUAAUGUGUCAUAGAUUUUAAUCUUCCUCUGGUCACAGUAACGGGAGAAUUUUUGUACCAUAUGAUGAAUGCUGAUUUAUUUUUAUCUAAUGAUGAUUCUUUUGUGAGUU
Musa acuminata subsp. malaccensis (wild Malaysian banana) is the source of this 3046-nucleotide messenger RNA. The record is from RefSeq and is a predicted model, not a curated record. NCBI's taxonomy places the organism in Eukaryota, Viridiplantae, Streptophyta, Magnoliopsida, Zingiberales, Musaceae.